This is a messenger RNA of Corticium candelabrum, 354 nucleotides long. Its product is annotated as zinc finger MYM-type protein 2-like. NCBI's taxonomy places the organism in Eukaryota, Metazoa, Porifera, Homoscleromorpha, Homosclerophorida, Plakinidae. The coding region runs from base 1 to 354 and encodes 117 amino acids. The transcript has 2 exons. The record is from RefSeq and is a predicted model, not a curated record.
AUGAACAAUCGAGAAAUGAACUACUGGCUUGCACGGUUUAUGCAUGAAGUUCGGAGGCAAGAUGGAAAGCUGUAUCCACCUUUUACUAUGCAGCAGAUUGUUGCUGGUUUACAGUGUUCUAAGGACGACUCUCAGUUUAGUUUGCUCAGGUCUGCACUUGAUGCACGCAUGAAAGAACUCACCAGGCAAAAUGUCGGCACACUUAAGAAACAUGCCCAAGUUGUAACAGCAGACAUGGAGACUAGCUUUUGGGAGAAAGGUGUUUUCGGUUCUUCGUCUGCUCAAACUCUUCUUGACACUCUUUUCUUCUACAGCUGCAAGCUAUUUGGUAUGCGAUCUGGAGAUGAACAUUGA